This is a messenger RNA of Cynoglossus semilaevis (tongue sole), 4798 nucleotides long. It is a transcript of the gene abhd8b, whose product is annotated as abhydrolase domain containing 8b. NCBI's taxonomy places the organism in Eukaryota, Metazoa, Chordata, Actinopteri, Pleuronectiformes, Cynoglossidae. Gene Ontology annotation, molecular function: lysophosphatidic acid acyltransferase activity; carboxylic ester hydrolase activity. The coding region runs from base 1274 to 2773 and encodes 499 amino acids. Gene Ontology annotation, cellular component: mitochondrion. Gene Ontology annotation, biological process: phosphatidic acid biosynthetic process; lipid homeostasis. The record is from RefSeq and is a predicted model, not a curated record. The transcript is spliced from 4 exons.
UACUGCUUAAGUUGGUCUGAGUUCUUACCGGCGCAUGAAAAAAAAACCGGCUACUGAGUCAAGUGCUGAAUAGCGGAGCAAACGAGGAAAGAAGCGGCGGAAGUUCUUGAUUUUUCAAAAUAAAAUACCAUGCUAACGUACGUUUUGAAAAAUUAAAAUUUUAAAUUGUUAUAUUCUUUCUCUGUCUCCCCAUACUAAAUAAUCAAUGGUCUAGCAGUGGUUGAGGGCCCCUUUUAAGAUUUUAAAAUGGAAAAAAAUCGUUUUAAUAGAUUGUUUCCUUUGUAAACUAUUAAAAAAUAGUAGCUGUUUAGCUUCAAGUACAAACAAAGAUGUGCAUCAGACCAUACAAACACUAAAGUUAACUAAGGUCAAACUUCAGUCCAUGUUCCACUGAGCAAUUGACAGAUUGUGUUGUGUAGUCAGAGAAUAAUCCUCUCAAGCACACAGGGAGCGAUGGGGAGGCAGGAUAAUACCACCAGCACAGAGACUUGCAGACCCUGUUUGGCCUCAGUGCUGUUGCCAUGGCAGUUAAUCAACUGUCAUCCCGGAGAUUGGCUGCUGUGUGACAAAACAUCUUACACUUUGACUCAUCCAUUCACUGGAUUAAGUUAGAGAAUUCAUAAACUAGCUCUCCCUGCUUUCAUCUGAACAGUACCACACAUUAGUCGUGGCAGCUCUGUCUCUUUGACUAACUACACGUCGGUGAGAGCAGCAGCAGAGGGAUCACGUAGCCAGCAGCUUUAUCUCACAGAGUUAUUACCGUCCCUGUCUAUUAAUACACCCAAAGGCUGCACUAAUGGUCGAUGCUGCUCAGUAGUUUCUCACAGAAUGUUGUCAGGAUUUAAAAUGCUUUCCCGCACCAGAUUCCACAUAAGCAUGAUACAAAAAUUCUGUUAGUUCCACAUGUGAGUCGGCCUACAUUGAAAAUAUACUUGGGACGGUUGUUAUGUUUUGAAAAGGUGUCAGAUUUUAACAACUUAAACAUUUGUUACGAUAUAAAAAUUUGAUUGAUGAUUGGAACUUUGCAAUUGGUUUUGAUCAAGCUUCAUCUUGUUUUUUUUUCUUUUUUCCAAACUGAAGGAACAUUAGAACAUUAGGAUAAAGUGUUAAGACUCAAAAGAAUGUGUAGAGAAAAAAAAUCUGUAAUUUUAAGAACAAAUAUCUUAAUUUUGGGUUUGAACUUUUUGACUAUCUAGAAUCUAUCCAUCAUCCACCCAUCCAUCUUCUGUUCUACAUAUAAGCUCUUAAAUACUCCUUCUUAAUACGUCUUUACAUGUGUAUCUCCACCAGACUGGCAGCCAUGCUGACCAGAUUCAUGGACGGCUUCAUGUGCUGCCUGACCUCAAAGUCUGCCAACGUUGUUUGUCCUGUAGAAACAUCUGAACUUGUUGAUGGCUAUGAGUUUGUUGAGGUGAAACCAGGCCGUGUCCUGAGGGUUCGACAUGUCAUCCCCGACCGGCCCGUGUUGGAGGAACCCAAUGCACAGGGGGGAAAUGUCAGCUGUAAAAGAAAGAUCACAGUGUAUCGCAACGGACAGAUGUACAUUGAGAACCUGAGCGGUCAAGAGGGCACAGAGCUGAAGAACUGUGCCAAAGCAAAGAAAGACUCCAACAGCACAGUGGAGGUUGAACUUACAGACGGCACAAACUCCUCACCAUCUGUCAACCUCUCCAAGACCCGGUCUGACUCCAACACAGCUGGGAACAAUGGGGCAGCUGAAGCAGGGGCAGGAGGUGGAGGGGGAGCUGCGCCACCUGCUGCUGGACAGACUGACCAGAACCAGCAGCUGAGGAGGCGUAGACGGAAGCCCAAGAGGAUUGUAGUGAUUGACUGUGAGAGGAAGAUAUCGGCCUGUAAGGGGACACAUGCAGAUGUGGCUCUGUUUUUCAUCCACGGAGUCGGAGGCUCACUGGACAUCUGGGGCAGCCAGUUGGACUUCUUUUCUCAGCUGGGCUACGAGGUGAUCGCCCCAGACCUGGCAGGUCACGGAGGCAGCUCAGCACCAAAGAUAGCUGCAGCGUACACUUUCUAUGCACUGGCUGAGGAUAUACGGCUGAUCUUUAAGAGAUAUGCACGCAAGAGGAAUAUCCUCAUCGGUCACUCUUACGGCGUGUCCUUCUGUACGUUCCUGGCUCAUGAGUAUCCAGACCAGAUUCAUAAAAUGGUGAUGAUCAACGGAGGCGGUCCCACAGCUCUGGAGCCCAGCCUCUGCUCCAUCUUCAACCUGCCCACCUCUGUCCUUCACUGUCUUUCUCCGCUGCUAGCCUGGAGCUUUCUCAAGGCUGGCUUUGCUCGACAGGGUGCCAAAGAGAAGCGGCUGCUCAGGGAGAACAAUGCCUUCAACGUGUCAUCCUUCGUGCUGCGUGCCAUGAUGAGCGGACAGUACUGGCCUGAGGGGGACGAGGUCUACCACGCUGAGCUCACCGUGCCCAUUCUGCUGGUUCACGGAAUUCAUGACAAGUUUGUGCCUGUGGAGGAAGAUCAGCGUAUGGCAGAGAUACUUCCUCUGGGCUUCCUGAAGUUGCUGCAGGACGGCAGUCACAUGGUGAUGAUGGAGUGUCCUGAGGCUGUGAACACACUUCUGCAUGAGUUCUUACUCUGGGAGCCUGCCACCACGUCCCUGGCGACAGAGUCUAAAAAGCGUCCAGAGACUGCCAAAGCUCAGUGUGACAACGCCAAGGCAUUGUCUGAGUUGGUCCGGGCCAGACCUGCAACUGCCAGACAGAGUCCAAACAACGCAGAGAAGACGCCAGACGGCAAGGCCAGAAAAUGAGUGAAGAUCAAAGCUGACUCUGAUCAAACCUGAAACAUCCAGUCAUUGUUAUUCUGCUGUUAACCAUUCACUCUGCGAGUUCCAGUAAAUGUCUAUGUAGGUCCUCAGUCUUCCAGGUCGUUUCAUCAGAGUUCCAGGAAAAUAAGAUGUUUCAACUUUUAAAACUGGUGAUGAGCCCAAACAGUAAACUAACCCAAAAAAACGGUCAAGCCUACGUCCUGCAGUUUGACGGAGACUGCUGAAGGUCACGUGUCCCUGCUCACACCUCCCUGUCUUACAUACAGUAGCUGAUAUGGUUGUGCCUUAACCACAAACGUAGUGAUUGUCUCUGGAGAAACAGUCACAAACGUCAACAUGUCAGCUGGAGUAAACAGGGCGACAUGUACUGCAGAGACAACAACUAUUCACACUCACAUUAACACCUGAGGUCAUUGUAGAGUGAACUAUUAACCCCAUCUGUACGGUUCUGGGCUGUUGAAGAGAACCCGAGAACCCAGAGAAACCCACAGACACACAGGGAUAACAUGCAAACUCCAAACAAGGAGAGUGGGGAUUGAACCAGCAAACCGGUGAUCUUCCUGUAAGGCAAGAGCAAUUAUCGCUUUGGCCACUAUGUGGCCCCUAAAUGAAAUGAAUUUCAAACAAUACAGGAAUGUGGAGCUGAAGACAUGUGCUCUGCCUCAGACUGCCUUGCUCAACUGCCAUGUCAUCAGGUACUGUAGAUGCAAUAAGACAUCAUCAACCCUGUUAGGACAUUAAAAUGAGAUUUAUUACACGGCUCUGAGUUCUGAACAUUUUUAUAUGAAUAAUAUGGGGGAAAAAAACAACAGAAAAGAGAAACCAAGAAAAUAAACAGAGAACAGUGAUGUUGAAAGAGUACUGUGACUAAAAAGGACAAAAACAACUCGUCCAACAGAGAACUGUCUUCCUGCUGCAUCUCUAAAAUACUGCACAGAAUGACUCCACAGUAUCUGACAUAUAGUAUUUGUGAAUACUUCUUCAUUCUACUUCCUGGCCUGUCACAUAGACAUAUUUAAAAGUUUUAAUCCUUUUUUGUCAGUUUUUUAUGCAUAACAUACUUUUUUAUAUAUGCUGUCUGUGAAUAUUGUGUUGAAUAUGUAGAGUUUCUGUGUUCAGACCAAACUGUAAUUUAUUUCUUAAUUUUAUAUCUGUAUUUUUUUUACUGUUUCUCUUUAUUUAAAUAAAAUAAAAAUCUAAGUCUAAAAAAAUCUAUUUUAUCUUUUCCAGUUUUGUAGUAAUAUAAUUUAAAAAAAAGAUUUGACAUGUUUAAGCCUCUAUGAUAUAAUAAUAAUAAUAAUAGUUUUUUCUUAACAUUCUGUACAGUGACAUAAACUGUAAGGAGUGAGUCAAAAUGAUCUAACACAGAUGUCAUAACUGUGUAAAUGUUUCGACUUUUUUCAGACUAGUUUCUCCUCAGGCUGUGUUGCACUUCUUUAAUCAGGUUUUUCACCUAUCAAAAAUGAAACAUAAUAAAUUUAAAUUACUGAAACUUUACAACAAAUAUUCAUCUGUGGCCAUUGAUUUAUUUAUAUUUAACCGAAAGAACAUCUAAGAAGAAAACUUGUUUCUUUUUUAGAUGAGGUAAAGAAGCAGGAUGCAGCUCGGAUUCUUUCAUGAAUAACAACUUGUAUGUUUGAAGACAUCAACAUAUUUUAAAGCUACUACGGUAUAUUCAGGCUUUACAAUUGUGUCCUCACCUGUUUAAAGUGAUGCUUCACCUCUACACUUCAUACCUGAAAAAAUGUAUAUAGCAAGAAAUCAUUACUUACAACCUCUAUGCAUUUAUAGUUAGGAACUAAAAUAAUUUCAUAUACUGUAUUCUCUAUUUUUAAAGUUUGACAAAGCAGUUCUAGAAAUCCUUACAUAUACUUUUACAUAAUCUUAACUCAGAACUUCAUAACUUCUUAACUUAAAUCCCUUCUGUGUGACAUAAAAACCUUGACCAAAACUCUUGCAUCACAGUGUGUAGAAAGCUUUACAACAUUUCUACAUUCAAGACAGAUA